This is a messenger RNA of Saccostrea echinata, 1428 nucleotides long. Its product is annotated as protein SET-like. Lineage: Eukaryota; Metazoa; Mollusca; Bivalvia; Ostreida; Ostreidae. Gene Ontology annotation, biological process: nucleosome assembly. The transcript is spliced from 8 exons. Bases 73 to 882 code for a protein of 269 amino acids. Gene Ontology annotation, molecular function: histone binding; chromatin binding. The record is from RefSeq and is a predicted model, not a curated record. Gene Ontology annotation, cellular component: chromatin; nucleus.
UCGAAAUCCAAUUGGCGCGCAUGUUCCCGGUGCGCAUGCGUAAUAUGUCCUUUUGCAUGAACUCCUGAAAACAUGGCGACUCCGGCCAAAGUGAGCAAGCCAGAGGGGAAAAACAAUCAUGAUAACGCGGACGAACAAGCUGACAAAGAGCAACAGGAGGCCAUUGAACAGAUAGAUGAAGUUCAGAAUGAAAUAGACAGACUGAAUGAACAGGCCAGUGAAGAAAUUCUCAAAGUUGAACAAAAGUACAAUAAGCUACGACAACCUUACUACUCCAAAAGAUCAGAUCUAAUAGCAAAAAUACCCAACUUUUGGGUAACCUCUUUUGUAAACCAUCCACAAAUAUCUGCACUAUUAAAUGAAGAGGACGAAGAAGCCUUACAGUUUCUCACAAAAGUUGAAGUUCAGGAGUUUGAGGAUAUAAAAUCUGGUUACAAAAUAAACUUUUAUUUUGAUAGUAACCAAUACUUUGAGAAUGACGUUAUAUCAAAAGAAUUUCACUUGAAUGAAACAGGAGAACCAUCAUCAAAGUCAACGCCCAUUAAAUGGAAAAGUGGAAAGGACCUCACAAAGAAAUCAAGUACCCCAAGUAAAGGAGGGCGGAAACGAAAUGUGGAAGAACAAGAAUCCUUUUUCUGUUGGUUCACAGACCAUGGAGAUGCUGGAGCUGAUGAGUUAGGGGAAGUCAUCAAAGAUGACAUCUGGCCAAACCCACUGCAGUACUAUUUGGCAUCAGAAAUAGAGGAGGAUGGAGGAGAUGAAAUGGAUGAGGAGGGCAUGAUGGAUGAAGAAGAUGAGGAAGACUAUGAAGGUGAAGAGGAGGAAGGUGAAGGAGAGGAAGAUGGUGAAGAUGAGGGGGAUGAUGGGGAAGAGGAAGGGUGAACUGCCAUGGAAACCAUAAUUCAUUGUUAUCAUUCUUUUUUACCAUGAGACAGUUGUUGACAUUUCAUUCUCACAGAUUCUCAUGAUUUUUCAUUGUGCAUUGUUAAAGUAGAAAAUAGAUGUCUUGGGUGUGUCAUAACAUUACAAGCCUGUUUGUUUACGGUGCAAAAUCUUUACUGAUACAAAUGUUUUAAGUUCUCUAAGGAAUUUCUGUGUUGUGAAUACUAUUACUGAAGACUUUUUUUUUUAAUUAAGGGAACAUAAACUUUAAAAAAGUAAGGACAAUUUUUUGUAAUUUUUAAACAAGGAAAUUGGUAUUGAGAAAUUUAAUAUUAAAUGAUAUUUAAGACUUUGUUUGGACCAUUCUUUGAAUUUUCUGAAUUGAAAGUUGAUUGUAUAUGUCUCAAUUAUUCCCACUUGGAACAUUUUUCCAUUGUGUGGAUGUUGACCAAGGCAUGUCAGGAUCAAACAUUUUGUGCUGUCACAUCAUGUCUUUUUCUGUUCAGAUAUCAGGAACUUGCAAAAUAAAAUUUGCAUGUAUUUUUA